Molecule: messenger RNA, 1314 nt
Organism: Colletotrichum navitas
Lineage: Eukaryota; Fungi; Ascomycota; Sordariomycetes; Glomerellales; Glomerellaceae
Product: guanine nucleotide-binding protein alpha-2 subunit
Exons: 5
Coding region: 98-1162 (354 amino acids)
Biological process (GO): G protein-coupled receptor signaling pathway
Cellular component (GO): heterotrimeric G-protein complex
Molecular function (GO): G-protein beta/gamma-subunit complex binding; GTP binding; GTPase activity
Source: RefSeq, a predicted model, not a curated record
UUCCUUUUGUCCUCUCCAACUCUUCGACGCCAACCCGGUCGGCCUCAAACCCGCCUCAAUCGCUAUUGCCGAUCAACCAUAUCCAACAAACAGCACCAUGUGCUUCGGGGCUCGAAAAUCAGACGAUGGCGGCGCUGUUCGCUCGCGUGAUCUCGACCGCCUCAUUCGACAGGAUGAAAAACGUCUUGCAAAAGAGGUCAAGCUUUUAUUGCUAGGCGCCGGAGAGUCUGGAAAGUCUACUGUGCUGAAGCAGAUGAAAUUGAUUUACGCCCAAGGUUUCAGCAAGAACGAGAAGCUCGAAUGGAAGCCCGUCGUAUUCAACAACAUUGUUCAAUCCUUUCGCCUGAUCCAAGAUGCCAUGACCGAGAUGGGUAUCGAUUUUAGCAACCCCGAAAAUGAGAAGCACAUGGCGCAUAUCCUUGUGGAACACGAGAUCAACGCCCAAGAUCCCCUCCCGCGUGACUAUUUGCAACCUAUAAAGGAGCUCUGGGUCGAUGAAGGUGUCAAACAAGCUAUUGCCAAGGGCAACGAAUUUGCUCUUCAUGAUAACCUGGCAUACUUUUGCGACGACUUGGACCGCAUCUGGGACCAGGGCUACGUACCCACAGACCAGGAUUUGCUGCGCUCAAGAUUGCGAACUACUGGUAUCACCGAAACGGUCUUCGACCUGGGCCAACUGACAUACCGCAUGUUUGACGUUGGCGGCCAGCGUUCGGAACGAAAGAAGUGGAUCCACUGCUUCGAAAACGUCAACUGUCUGCUUUUCCUCGUCGCGAUUAGUGGUUACGACCAGUGCCUGGUCGAAGACAAAGAUGGCAACCAAAUGAACGAGGCGCUCAUGCUGUGGGAGUCAAUCGCCAACUCUCACUGGUUUACAAAGUCUGCGCUCAUUCUCUUCCUCAACAAGAUGGAUCUGUUCAAGGAGAAGCUACCCAAUAACCCGAUUACAUCACAUGGCUUCACUGAUUACCACGGCCCUCCCGAUGACUGGAAAGCUGCCAGCAAAUACUUUUUAGACAAGUUCCGCGCGUUGAACCGGAAUACCGAAAAAGAAAUUUACGGACAUUUCACCAAUGCUACGGAUACGAAUCUUCUCAAGAUCACCAUGGGCUCGGUCCAGGACAUGAUUAUUCAACGCAACCUCAAGCAGCUGAUACUAUAAGGCAGAGCCUGCGAUAAUUGGGGGCCGGCAAGCGGCCCCAGACCAACUAACCUUGUCACAUCAAUCUGGCAGGCUUGAAACAUGCCAACUCUAAUCGAUACCCGUGGCCUUCUUCGGCCCCAUUCCCUACCUCACCUCGACCUCACGCGGCG